UGCGAGAAAAAAGGCGGGGAAUAUUUGAUAAAAGAUCAAGCCCCAGCUCUUGAUGCGUUUUCCUCUCUCUCUCUCUCUCUUCAAUGGCGGCAUCAUCCACCGAGGAGACCCGAUUCACGAUAGGCUGUGCUUUGUCCUCGAAGAAACAAAACACCGUCAUCAACCCCUCUCUCCUCUCCCUCGCCUCCUCUCGCGGCCUCAACCUCAUCCCCAUCGACCCCUCGAUCCCCAUCUCUUCCCAGUCCCGGCACCUCGAUGUCAUCGUCCACAAGCUCUACGAUGACGCUUGGGUCUCUAAUCUUGACGAGUUUGCGUCCGAGAACCCCUCCGUGCUGGUCAUCGAUCCUCCAGGAUUGAUCAAGAGGGUUCAGGAUAGGAUCUCGAUGGCUAGGUUUGUGGCUGAGCUGAAGGUUCCAUCGAAUCCAGAGGUUAAUUCCGAUCGCCGACUCCAGAAUCAGCACCCUUGCACCUUCGGAAUCCCCGAGCAAAUCAUUGUCCACGAUACAGCUACUCUUAAUGACCCUGCUAUUCUUGCUGGUCUGCGGUUCCCUGUCAUUGCCAAGCCCCUCGCUGCUGAUGGAAGCAGCAAAUCCCACAAGAUGGCCCUCGUCUUUAAUCACAAGGGCCUCUUGAAACAAAACCCUCCGCUCGUCUUUCAAGAGUUUGUCAACCAUGGUGGAGUUGUCUUCAAAGUUUAUGUCGCUGGAGAUUAUACAAAGUGCGUCAAGAGGAAAUCCAUACCUGAUCUCUCCGGUGAGAGAUUGGCAACAUUUGAACAAGGGGGGUUCGUGUCAUUUUCCCAGAUAUCGAACAUGACAGUGGCUGAAAAUGAGGUAGAUGUGAUGAAAAUGCCACCUGAGAACUUUGUCACUGAGAUAGCGAGAGGGUUGAGGACUGCUAUGGGAUUGAAUCUCUUCAACUUUGAUAUGAUUAGGGAUGAGAGGAUUGGGAAUCAUUACCUUAUAAUUGAUAUAAAUUACUUCCCAGGAUAUGAGAAGUUGCCAGGAUAUGAGACGAUGUUAACCGAUUUCUUAUGGAGUUUGGUUCACAAAGAGCAAGAAGAUGGUUCAGGUUCAGCUGUGGGAGGUGAUGAUGAAAAGUUGAAGCACCGCACUGGAAGUAGCGACAACGAUGAAGAAGUAGAGAAAGUGGGAUGAUGUCCUACACAUUUUGCCUCUCUCCCUUUCUUCCAUGUGCUGUAAACCAAAGUUUUCAUAAUCGUCGACAUGAUAAUAAACAGAUAUAAGUGAACAAAUAUUCAAAGCUAGUAUCCAUCUGAAACAGUCAAACAGUAAAUAUUGGUCAAAAGAAUCAGAAAUUUAUCUGAAGACACAUUUCAAUUCGUA
This is a messenger RNA of Asparagus officinalis (garden asparagus), 1346 nucleotides long. RefSeq names its product inositol-tetrakisphosphate 1-kinase 5-like. The coding region runs from base 84 to 1157 and encodes 357 amino acids. The record is from RefSeq and is a predicted model, not a curated record. NCBI's taxonomy places the organism in Eukaryota, Viridiplantae, Streptophyta, Magnoliopsida, Asparagales, Asparagaceae. Gene Ontology annotation, molecular function: inositol-1,3,4-trisphosphate 6-kinase activity; magnesium ion binding; inositol-3,4,5,6-tetrakisphosphate 1-kinase activity. Gene Ontology annotation, cellular component: cytoplasm. Gene Ontology annotation, biological process: inositol trisphosphate metabolic process. The transcript is spliced from 2 exons.